AUGCGCCUCCGGUCCUGCCAUUCUGCCCAAGCCCUGCGCUCCGAGGGCUCCCUGUGCGCGCUGCUGGUGCUUCUGCUGCUGCUGACGCCGCAGGCACCCCUGGCUGAAGCUGGUCCUGUCGCGGCGGUGGCUGUGGUGAGAGAGUUGCGUUGCAUUUGUUUAACCACUACGCCUGGAGUUCACCUCAAAAUGAUCACUAAUCUGCAGGUGAUUGCCGCAGGUCCACAGUGUUCCAAGGUGGAAGUGAUAGCCACCCUGAAGAACGGAAAGGAAGUGUGCCUGGACUCAGAAGCCCCUUUGAUCAAGAAAAUCUUGCAGAAAAUGUUGGACAGAAAACUGAUUAAGAGAAAUGACCAUGCAUUGAAGAAAUUAUCCAGUCUUCAGCAGAGCAAUUUUCUGAGAGAAACUCUGGACCCAGGGAAGAUGAGAAUGAAAGGGUCAAUUUUUUCCAGCAGUUUUUUUUUUGUGGGCUCCCUACUUUGA
Molecule: messenger RNA, 483 nt
Organism: Castor canadensis (American beaver)
Lineage: Eukaryota; Metazoa; Chordata; Mammalia; Rodentia; Castoridae
Source: RefSeq, a predicted model, not a curated record